AUCAGUUGGUUCGAAUUUGCUGUAUCGUCUUCUCCAAUGGCGCAACCUGUCCUGAGCCGCGUCCACAGCCUUCGGGAGCGCCUCGACGCCACUCUCGCCGCUCAUCGCAACGAGAUCAUGCUGUUCCUGUCCAGGAUCGAAGGCCAUGGAAAAGGCAUUCUGAAGCCUCACCAGCUGCUGUCCGAGUUCCAUGGAAAUUUGCAGGAUCAUGCCUUCAAGGAUGUCCUCAACUCCACGCAGGAAGCGAUUGUGUCGCCGCCGUGGGUGGCGCUGGCGAUCCGGCUAAGGCCGGGAGUUUGGGAAUACGUCCGUGUCAAUGUCAAUGCGCUCGUAGUCGAGGAGCUCACCGUACCGGAGUACCUCCAAUUUAAGGAGGAGCUUGUCGACGGGACCUCCAAUGACAAGUUUGUUCUCGAGCUCGAUUUCGAACCGUUCACAGCAUCGUUCCCGAAGCCGACGCUCACCAAGUCGAUCGGGAACGGCGUCGAGUUCCUCAACCGCCACCUCUCCGCGAAGAUGUUCCACGACCGCGAUAGCAUGACGCCGCUCCUCGAUUUCCUUCGAAUGCAUCAUUACAAGGGCAAGACGAUGAUGCUGAACGAUCGGAUAAAGAACCUCGGCUCAUUACAAGGCGUGUUGAGGAAGGCGGAGGAAUAUCUAUCGACGCUCCCGCCGGAGACUCCGUACGAUGAUUUCGAGCAUAAGUUUCAAGAGAUCGGAUUGGAGAGAGGAUGGGGGGACAACGCGGGGCGUGUGUCAUUGAUGAUAUCGAUGCUUCUCGACCUCCUCGAGGCCCCCGAUUCUUGCACCCUCGAGAAGUUUCUCGGCCGGAUUCCAAUGGUUUUCAACGUUGUCAUUCUCUCGCCGCACGGUUAUUUUGCACAAGAAAAUGUCUUAGGUUAUCCCGACACCGGAGGCCAGGUUGUCUACAUUUUAGAUCAAGUUCCGGCGUUAGAGCGCGAGAUGCUCAAGCGUAUAAAGGAGCAAGGGCUCGAUAUCAAGCCUCGCAUACUAAUCGUGACUCGAUUGCUUCCCGACGCCGUUGGAACCACAUGUGGCCAACGCCUCGAGAAAGUGUUUGGAACCGAGCAUUCUCACAUUAUCCGAGUCCCGUUUAGAACCGAGAAGGGGAUCGUCCGGAAAUGGAUUUCUCGAUUCGAGGUGUGGCCGUAUAUGGAAACUUUCGCCGAGGACGUCGCGAAGGAGAUUACAUCGGAAUUACAAGCAAAGCCGGAUUUGAUCAUCGGGAAUUAUAGCGAGGGAAAUCUCGCGGCCUCGUUGUUGGCUCACAAGUUAGGCGUAACGCAGUGUACGAUCGCUCAUGCGCUUGAGAAGACAAAGUAUCCGGAUUCGGACAUAUACCUAAAGAAUUACGAUGAGAAGUAUCACUUCUCGUGCCAAUUUACGGCGGAUUUAUACGCGAUGAAUCACACCGACUUCAUCAUCACGAGCACGUUCCAAGAGAUCGCCGGAAGCAAGGACACAGUCGGACAAUACGAGAGCCACAUGGCGUUCACGAUGCCCGGUUUAUACCGUGUUGUCCAUGGCAUCGACGUGUUCGAUCCUAAGUUCAACAUCGUCUCUCCCGGCGCCGACACGAACCUCUAUUUCCCGUACACGGAGACAGAAAAGCGCCUAACGGCGUUCCAUCCUGAGAUCGAGGAGCUUCUUUAUAGCGACGUCGAGAACGACGAACACAUGUGUGUCCUGAAAGACAAGACGAAGCCGAUCAUAUUCACAAUGGCGAGGCUCGACCGCGUCAAGAACCUAACGGGGCUCGUCGAGCUAUACGCCAAGACUCCAAAGCUACGGGAGCUCGCGAACCUCGUCAUCGUCGGCGGCGACCGGAGGAAAGAGUCGAAAGACGCCGAGGAGCAAGCGGAGAUGAAGAAGAUGUACGGCCUCAUCGACGAGUACAAUCUCAACGGCCAAUUCCGGUGGGUCUCCUCCCAAAUGAACCGGGUCCGCAACGGCGAGCUCUAUCGAUGUGUCGCCGACACGAGGGGCAUUUUUGUCCAGCCCGCGUUCUAUGAGGCCUUCGGGCUUACGGUCGUCGAGGCGAUGACAUGCGGGCUCCCGACGUUCGCGACGCUCCACGGCGGGCCCGCCGAGAUCAUCGUCGACGGGAAGUCGGGAUUCCACAUCGACCCCUACAACGGGGGCCAGGUGGCCGAGGUUCUCGUGAACUUCUUCAAUCGGUGUAAGAAGGAGCCGUCGUAUUGGGACAGCAUCUCUGCCGGAGGCCUCGAACGUAUCCGCGAGAAGUACACGUGGCAGAUCUAUUCGGACAGGCUGCUGACGUUGGCUGGCGUUUACGGGUUUUGGAAGUACGUGUCGAAGCUCGACCGGCUCGAGAUCCGGCGAUAUCUUGAGAUGUUUUACGCUCUCAAGUAUCGACAUUUGGCCGAGGCUGUCCCGAGGGCUGUGGAGUAAGAAGAAAGGAUGAUUGAAAAAUACAAAGGGAAUGAAAACAGUCUUUGGUAAGUGUAAUAACUAAUAAUGAAGGGACUCUGUUUUGAGGUGUUUGUUCGUUCAUCCAUUGCAUGGAACGACGUCGUUUUUAAAAUAUUUGCUCAUAUCAUAUUUUGCUUAUGUAUAUAUUAAUAAUUUGAAAUUGUUA
This is a messenger RNA of Andrographis paniculata, 2620 nucleotides long. RefSeq names its product sucrose synthase-like. The transcript has 13 exons. Gene Ontology annotation, molecular function: sucrose synthase activity. Bases 37 to 2433 code for a protein of 798 amino acids. Gene Ontology annotation, biological process: sucrose metabolic process. Lineage: Eukaryota; Viridiplantae; Streptophyta; Magnoliopsida; Lamiales; Acanthaceae. The record is from RefSeq and is a predicted model, not a curated record.